UGUACACACAAGCAGGAACCCCGCUCGCGACACAACUACGGCUGGCACGCGAGACUCAUUUAGUCAAAAAUGAGUUUUACGUUAGCAUGUUGCUAAACGCUACUCAAUAUAAGUAUAAAGUACACACACUUUAUACUUAAAAAUGAUCGUUUUUAAGUUCAUUAAGCUAAUUUCUGUAGUUGCUUCGUUCGCCAUGUCGGAUUAAUGCGGCCUUCCAGAGGAGUCGGAAACAAGUUGUUGAGACCUUGGAAAGAGCGGGUUGAAGUGAAACAUGGUGGCAAACUGGGGCUGUCUCUGAGUUUGCUGGGAAGAGCUGAGACUCCUGCGUGGCAUGUUCAUGGAAUACCUUCCUGUGGAUCCUGUCCUCUCCCAAACAUCCAAGGGCAGGACUUCCUGCUGUGCAGCUCGGGGCUUUGAAAAUAAGGUCCAAACUGCUCUCCAGAGAGUUCUCAGGAUCAGGCCUCCACAUACUCAACAAGCCAAAAGGGAACAGCCGUGGAAAACACCUCCUGUUACACCAGAAGGUCAACGGCUUUUGGAACAGACCUUUCGUGUGUGCGUGCGGUUACCGAGACAUGGUCGCGAUGACUCCUUCCAGCUCUCUCUUUCUUUCGCUCUUUCUUGUCCUCUGUGUCAACAGGGUCACAUGUCGGCCCCUGGGGAGGAAGCACCUUUAACGGCAUCAGCCAGGCCAGCUGGUGGUGUAACAUGUCAGCCAUGCACUGGGAGGCCCGUCGCCGUCAGCAGGUGCUGGACCGCAGAUUAUCUGCUAGAGUUAUGCAGGAAGGCAACCAAGAUAAAAAGAAAGAAGUGUCUACGGCACCUAUGCCACCCUGUGAACCUGCAGGGUCCAGUGAGGACCCUCCAGGUAAAGCUGCUCAAAAUAACAGAGGCUGACAAGCAAUGCAAUUGCAAGUGUCAUGCCAAGAUGAACAAAAGAUACACAUCUCUGCAGUAUUCCCAGCAAUGGUGAAGAUGAAGGCCAGACUACUGGAUAGCACCAACUCCAAUAUCAAGGUGUAUUUCAUCGAAAACUAGACUUUAUUGUUGGGUUUAAUAAUCCUAAUUAAAACGGAACCGGGUG
Molecule: messenger RNA, 1084 nt
Organism: Onychostoma macrolepis
Lineage: Eukaryota; Metazoa; Chordata; Actinopteri; Cypriniformes; Cyprinidae
Exons: 7
Coding region: 332-973 (213 amino acids)
Source: RefSeq, a predicted model, not a curated record